AUGUGUUGGUCCAUCAGGCACAGGCCCGAAGGUGUGGCUACUACAUUUAUGGAGGCUGCUCAUAUCUUCAAGCGUACUCUUAUGGUGUACAACCGCAACACUACGAAACAAAGGACACGGUCAAUAACAGCUACUCUCGAGAUACUCCAGCACUACUGUCAACUCGAUGAGAAGUACAUCAGGGAUAUAGGACUUCUGGACAGCCCUGCAAAUGCGUUUUUGGCGGAUAGCGGUUCUGUGCACAAGGCGUUCGACAGGUUCCUGUGGUGCCUGAAGCCUACAGAAAUUCCGAAUCAAUACGAGUUCAAGCACUACCACCCAUACAUUUACCUAGCGCGGGACAUACCGGCUCUGGUAGUGUUCAAGGACCACAGCGUCGAGGACGUUAAUACUGCAAUUUCCACGCAAUCAUCGACCGACAAUCCGUCCGAGCCUGGAACGUCGCGAGCUUCUUGCCACGGGAAACGUCCCCACGACGCAAUGGGCAUCGAACUGCCCGAUCCUGAACUGUUCAGGCUGCAUGCUGCUCUGGCCGGCGUGCUGCACACGAGUGGCGCGGCCGACAUUUUCAACCUGAUCGUGUACCGCCGAAACCCCAGCCAGCCGCCAGUGCCUAGUGCUGACGGCGAAGCGUUCUUCAAAGAGGUAGUGGAAGAUAACGAACUUGGAGCUUUGAGGCGGUCGAUUGCAGCGAUGUGGUCUAUUCCUUCCAAUUAG
Dichomitus squalens LYAD-421 SS1 is the source of this 717-nucleotide messenger RNA. RefSeq lists its product as uncharacterized. The record is from RefSeq and is a predicted model, not a curated record. The transcript is spliced from 3 exons. The coding region runs from base 1 to 717 and encodes 238 amino acids. NCBI's taxonomy places the organism in Eukaryota, Fungi, Basidiomycota, Agaricomycetes, Polyporales, Polyporaceae.